This is a messenger RNA of Neohortaea acidophila, 3776 nucleotides long. RefSeq lists its product as uncharacterized. The record is from RefSeq and is a predicted model, not a curated record. NCBI's taxonomy places the organism in Eukaryota, Fungi, Ascomycota, Dothideomycetes, Mycosphaerellales, Teratosphaeriaceae. The transcript has 2 exons. Bases 408 to 3557 code for a protein of 1049 amino acids. Gene Ontology annotation, biological process: fungal-type cell wall biogenesis; transmembrane transport.
CCCGGGGAUGCUCUCGUGCGGGCGAUUCGGAAGGAACGACUCGAGUCUGGAUCAGUGAAUUGAGCAAAAUAUCCAUUGAGUGCAGUGAAUGAGGUCGUCAUUCACUGUUUGUCGAUCCACCCUGUCAGCCCGGAGCGCUGUCAUCUUGGCGCCGGCAUGCGAUAACGAGAAGAGGAUAACUUACAUACCUUCGCACCUGCCGUGUGUGCAACAAUCACCGCACCUUCCACACCUCCUCUGUGACAACAAUAGCUUGGCAGAAAUGGGAAGCGUCUUCAACGAAUCCUCACCCGCCGUCACUCCAUCUCUCACCAGACCAACCAAACCACCCUCCGCCAAUGGCCGCUCGUUGAGCCCAGCUUCUAAAAAAUCUUAGCGCUCACGCCAUCUCCACCAACACCCACACCAUGCCGUUCCGCUUCCGUUCAGCCUUGCUGUUCGCAAUAGCCUUGCUCGGCCUCCUUCAACCCGCCAUCUGCGCGAAUGGCGGAGGUGGGAAAAGCAAUGCAGACGAUGGCUACAUCUCCUACACCAAUGCCCAAGGCCAAACCGUCUUGUUAGCAGACGAUCGCAGACCUUCCUUGUACACUGGCAACUACGGAGACUGCUUAGGCAGUAGUCUCAUCAACGUCACUCGCUUCGAUGCCGCCUACUACCAGGACAACAUGACUGUCAUCUUCCACUUGGAGGGCAAUACUGCUCUGCAGAAUGAGAGCGUCGUCAUGUACAUUGGAGUCUACGCAUACGGCUCCAGCAGAUUCGACUUGCUCUUUAACCCCUGCCAGGCCAACAUUCAAAGCGCCUGUCCGCUGAACAGCAGCGUACCUAUCGUUGCCAGCGGCACCACCCCCAUAGCUCCAAGCGACAUAUCCGACAUUCCAUCAAUAGCCUUCACCAUCCCCGACUUCGAAGGCCAGGCCAUCCUCCGAAUCUUCGCCAACAGUACGGAGAGCGAGAUUGGCUGCUACUCGGCUGUCAUUACGAACGGCAGUUCGUUCGCGCAGCCCAAGAGCGUCGGCACCAUACUUGGCAUCUUUGCAUUUCUCGCAAUGAUUGCGUCGUUUGCCACCGCAAUCUACGGCGAAGCCAUACCCACCAUGCGACUGCAUUAUGCUCAUUCACUGUCGGUUGGGGUCGUCUUUGCAGUCUAUCAACACAUCUUCUUCACCGGCGCCUUGUCCGUGAACUGGCCCUCCGUGCUAGUAGCCUGGUGGCACAACUUUGCCUGGAGCGGUGGAGAAAUCUACGUCGCUAGCAUGCAACGAAGCAUCGACCACUUGAUUGGUACCAACGUCGGAAAUACAUCCGAGGUCGGCGCGGCGCCGUCGACAAGCAAUGAUGUGGUCGGCGGCGGGUACGACAUCAGUCAAAUCUACAAGAGAGCGUUUGGCGCUACUCGGAGACUGGCUAGCAACCACCCUCUACUCCGAGAUCUUGCGUCAGAGAUCUAUGGUGAGUCCGCCAUACAGCGGCGUGACGCUUUGCCGAACAAAUCCGACGGCUACAGCUAUUACGGACACCCCAUCGGAGCGGGCAUGCCUCUUCCUGGCAACUACUCCGGCUUCGCGGGAACACUGGCACAGGAGAACAUCGCCGUCAGCAAUGCAUUCGUGACCGGAUUGCUAUGGUUUUUGAUCCUGCUGGCAGGUGUCAUGUUUGCAGUGGCGAUGUUCAAGGGCAUGCUGGAACUACUCGCUCGCCUCCGCGCCAUCCAGCACGAUCGGCUCAAGUUCUUCCGCGACCGCUGGAUCGGCUACACCGGUCUCGCUGCUCUGCGGACUUGCUUCAUCGCCUUCUUCAUGAUGAUGUUCUUGACUAUUUUCGAGUUCACCUUCCAGUCAUCGGGUGGUGUCAAAGCCGUUGCUGCUGUGGUCUUCUUGAUCUUCCUUGUUGGCUUGGGAGGGGCCGCAGGCUAUGCAUGCUACUACAAGAAACGCUAUGUCGAUGGGCAGGCCGGAAGCAUUAAGGAGCAUAAGAAACUCCUUGGGGUCAUUCCUUGGCCGGUGUCCAAGAAAGUGGAUCCAUAUGCCGGCGAUGCUCCACCACCAAACGAGGAAGGAGAGAAGGGCACUGGACACGCAUCUUUGAGCAGAGCGAACGAAGCUGACGACGUGACACCAACCUCGGACGUCGUGGAUAAUAUCCACGACAACGAAGAUUACACCACCAAGUUCGGCUGGCUCGCUUCUCGCUUCCGGCGCACACGCUGGUGGUUCUUUGCCGUUUGGCUUCUCUACGAAUUCGUUCGUGCCGCCUUCUACGGCGGGGCAUCGGGACACCCUCUCACUCAGGUCUUCGGUCUGCUCGUGGUGGAAUUCAUUGCCUUCGCCUUCGUCGUCUGGGCGCGGCCUUUCGAGGGCAGGCGUUUGAAUGUCCUCGUUGUCUACUGCUUGGGAUUCAGCAAAGUCACCACUGUCGCCCUUUCGGCCGCCUUCGACGUCACAUUCAACCUGCAGCGCAUCACCACCACCGUAAUCGGCAUCGUCAUUAUCGUUAUCCAGGGAAUCCUCACAAUCAUAACGCUGAUUGCAAUCAUCGUAGGCUGCAUCAGCAGCUACAUGUCAGUCUCACGGAACCGCGAACAAUUUCGACCGAAGGACUGGCACGGCCACCGGGAGAAGUACUUCGAUCAUCUCGACCGUACGGCUAACGACCUACCCCGAGAACCGAAGCCGAAGAAGGAGAAGAAGAAGUCCGAACCUCCCGUCGAGCCUGUCGUUGGCUUCGAGGUGCGCGGCAUAAGGCGCCAGGAUAAGAUCGAGGAUGAAGAUGAAGAGUUUGCUUCGGAGAUGCGCUCGCAAGCGCCUGAGCCAACUCAUCUCGCCUUGAAUGACCUGUCAAAAGCGCCCAUGUACCCUUCUAAGAUGCCUGAGGAGAGGGUGAGGAGUGGAGCGGCGUCGCCAGUUGGCGCCAGUCGCCCGGCAAGCGUGGGUGGUCUCAGCCGCUCGGGAAGUGCGGCUGGUGUCAGUCGCGCAGGCAGCGUGCGAAGCUUGAGCCAGAGCAAUCUGCCCUACGGCGCACGGCCCCAUCGACCGAGCUGGUCUGCGAAGGACUUCAGAGACUACAACCCCGCUCCUGAAGGCGAGGGUAUCGCCUCCCGACCUCGAUCAGCGAACUUCACUUCCGCCGGCGACGCCGACGACUACGACGAACCAAGCGCUCCGCUGGCACAGAGGAGGUGGAGCAGUCACAGCCGCACCUCGUCGCUGCGAAGCAACAGAAAAGUCCCACACUGGAACCCUAGCAGCGAGUCUCUGAAGAUCGGAGGCGAUGUUAGCACGCGCGAUACUAUUGGCAAUGUGCCGCCGCCGCUCACGCGCUCGCGCCCGAAUUCCUUCAGCCGAGGACAUCGCCGCAGUCUUUCGGGGCAGGCAAUCGAGGAUGAAGGAGGCGAGGGCGAUUUUCAAGCUGCGACUCCGCAGAGGGGUAGUAGGUAUUUGCCGAUGAUGACGCCGGCGCAGGAGAGGGACGAGUGGGUUGCUGGAUCGUCGAGUGUCCAGGCGGAGGAACAACCUCAGAUACUGGAGCAGCCGCAGACACAGGAAGGAGCUCAAUGAGCUAUGGGGCGCUGGGAAUGUCCACGGCGUUCGAUUUGCAUUGCUUUCGGGGGAUGGGUUAGGCGAUGGGUGCUGUGCUUCCGGCACACUGGCGAAACCGACGAAGCUUAACGCAGCGAUUUUGGGAUUUGGAGAAUGGUGCUUGGGAUGCUGAUAUCCGGGAACAGUUAAACCGUAUAGAGCAGUAGAGGACAGCUAAGAUAUGUUUACAUCAGAUGA